Messenger RNA from Malassezia restricta, 330 nucleotides. Its product is annotated as Shwachman-Bodian-Diamond syndrome (SBDS) protein. The transcript has a single exon. Lineage: Eukaryota; Fungi; Basidiomycota; Malasseziomycetes; Malasseziales; Malasseziaceae. The record is from RefSeq and is a predicted model, not a curated record. Bases 1 to 330 code for a protein of 109 amino acids.
AUGUCCAGUAACCAACUCACCCGCGUGAUCUACAAGGCCGACCCCAUGUCGACAGACGAGUACAUCGUCAUCGUCAAUCCCGAGGCGUACGUGUCGUGGCGCAACGGCGACAAGACCAUCCCGCUCGCCGACGUCGUCGAAAGUUUCCAGAUCAUGACCUCCGGCCAGGGCCAGCAGGGCAUCAUGGGCCAGGUGUCGAAGCAGCAGCUCCAUGCCGUGUUUGGCACCACAAAGGAGGACGAGGCUAUCGUCAAGCUCCUCGAGCAAGGCACGAUGCAGGCCGGAAGCCUGAAGCCCAACGACAAGUCGAGUCGCAACUCGAGCAACUAA